This is a messenger RNA of Didymodactylos carnosus, 1974 nucleotides long. Lineage: Eukaryota; Metazoa; Rotifera; Eurotatoria; Philodinida; Philodinidae. The record is from the annotation of a GenBank genome assembly.
AUGCUGAACAAAGCGCUUCGAGUUCAGAACAUCGACAUUCUUUUCGCGCUUCGAUUUCUAGUCGUCGAUAUUCACAACCAGCUCAUCAAAGAAUCGUCAAACACAAACAUCAGUCGAUUAUAUCGAGGUCAAGUGAUGUCAAAAGAUGAACUUUCUCGCAUUCGUUCAAGUAUUGGCGAAUUCAUCUCGAUAAACUCCUUUCUGUCCACAACUCGUAAUCGGAGCAAAGCACUUGAAUUUGCUCAAAGCCCUCAGUGUGAAGUUCAGUAUGAACGUGUUCUGUUUAAAAUCAAAGUUGAGAGUCGAAUAAAAGCAAAACCGUUUGCCGAUAUUUCUCAAAUGAGUUAUUUCCCUGGUGAGGAAGAAAUUCUGAUUAUGCUCGGUUCCAUCUUUCGACUUGAAAGUGUUCACUUUGACAAAGAACAACAAAUCUGGGUGGCUGAUUUAGAGUUACGCAACGAAGAUGACCAUCAUCUGAAACAAGUGUUUGACCAUAUGAAGAAAGAGAUGGGGAGUGAAACUACUCUCACUUCACUUGGAAAUUUGCUCCGUCAGAUGGGUGAAUUGGACAAGGCCGAAAAGUAUUAUAAACGGUUGCUAAAUGAGCUCGCAGUGGACGAUUCUGGGAUUGCUGACGCUUACAUAGGAUUCGCUGAUGUACAAACUGACAAAGGUGAACAUGAUUUAGCCUUGAUGAAUUACGACAAAGCAUUGAAAAUCACAGUAAAAGCUCUUCCACCCGAUCACCCUGUUAUCGCCGCCACAUAUAACAAUAUCGCUAAUGUCCAAGUUAAUACAGGUGAAUAUGAUUUAGCCUUGAUGAAUUAUGACAAAGCAUUGAAAAUCAGAGUAAAAACUCUUCCACCCGAUCACCCUGAUAUCGCCACCACAUGUAACAGUAUCGGUUUUGUGCAGUGGAAGAAAGGUGAAUAUGAUUUAGCCUUGAUGAAUUACGACAAAGCAUUGAAAAUCCGAGUAAAAGCUCUUCCAUCCGAUCACCCUGAUAUCGCCACCACAUAUAACAGUAUGGCUAAUGUACAAGCUGACAAAGGUGAAUAUGAUUUAGCCUUGAUGAAUUAUGACAAAGCAUUGAAAAUCAGAGUAAAAGCUCUUCCAUCCGAUCACCCUGAUAUCGCCACCACAUAUAACAGUAUGGCUAAUGUACAAGCUGACAAAGGUGAAUAUGAUUUAGCCUUGAUGAAUUAUGACAAAGCAUUGAAAAUCAGAGUAAAAGCUCUUCCAUCCGAUCACCCUGAUAUCGCCACCACAUGUAACAGUAUCGGUCUUGUGCAGUGGAACAAAGGUGAAUAUGAUUUAGCCUUGAUGAAUUACGACAAAGCAUUGAAAAUCACAGUAAAAGCUCUUCCACCCGAUCACCCUAAUAUCGCCGCCACAUAUAACAAUAUCGCUAAUGUCCAAGUUAACACAGGUGAAUAUGAUUUAGCCUUGAUGAAUUACGACAAAGCAUUGAAAAUCAGAGAAAAAGCUCUUCCACCCGAUCACCCUGAUAUCGCCGCCACAUAUAACAAUAUCGCUAAUGUCCAAGUUAACACAGGUGAAUAUGAUUUAGCCUUGAUGAAUUAUGACAAAGCAUUGAAAAUCAGAGUAAAAGCUCUUCCACCCGAUCACCCUGAUAUCGCCACCACAUAUAACAGUAUCGGUUUUGUGCAGUGGAAGAAAGGUGAAUAUGAUUUAGCCUUGAUGAAUUAUGACAAAGCAUUGAAAAUUCGAGUAAAAGCUCUUCCAUCCGAUCACCCUGAUAUCGCCACCACAUAUAACAGUAUGGCUAAUGUACAAGCUGACAAAGGUGAAUAUGAUUUAGCCUUGAUGAAUUACGACAAAGCAUUGAAAAUCCGAGUAAAAGCUCUUCCAUCCGAUCACCCUGAUAUCGCCACCACAUAUAACAGUAUGGCUAAUGUACAAGCUGACAAAUGCCUUGGCUUAAGACUCCUUGAACCCAACUUAAAACUUUAA